AUCUCUUUGGAUCCGUGACCCGCAUUGGAGAGUCAUUCAGAAUCAUGGAUGUCAGAGCCAUGGAGGUCACGGCAUGCUUGGUCGCUGUGUGAAUGGGGUUGGUGAGUCCGUGCGCUCUUCCGCGACCCUUUCCGCAUCGUCAUCUUCUGCGAUCUGGUAUCAUCAACACCAACACGUAGCCUUUCCUGCGCAAUCCCACGACUGCAGGCCUAAGUUGAUAACACUGGCCCAAACCGGCGAUACUCUACAACUAUCGGGCAUUGUUUUACCCCCACAAGCGCCACCAUGAUCAAGCACACGAUGAUAUCCCGGCUUGAUGGCCUACUACUCACAGCCUCAGUCGACGAUGAACAGAACGACGCAGAGUUCAAUGAGGUCAAGGCCAAAGUCAAGCUUGUCCAGCGCCGUCUGAGCCGUAACGCUGAGCAACAAGCGAGCAUAGAGAGCGGAAACUACACAUAUCACUACAUAAUCGAAGGCGACCUUUGCUUCCUCUGCAUAUGCGACAGGUCCUACCCGCGCAAACUCGCCUUCACAUACCUCUCCGAUCUCCACCGCGAAUUCACCACUACAUACCAACCGCAUCAGUACCUCUCGCCAACAUGCCGGCCCUACGCCUUUGUCGAGUUCGACACCUUUAUCCAGCGCUCAAAGAAGACAUAUCAAGACGCGAGAGCGACACAGAAUCUAGACAAGCUGAACGAUGAGCUCAAGGACGUCACAAAGGUCAUGACCAAGAACAUUGAGGAUCUGCUGUACCGUGGGGACAGUCUGGAGAGGAUGGGUGAUAUUUCGAGUCGGUUGCGCGAAGAUAGUAGGAAGUACAAGAAGGCUGCUGUGCGCAUCAAUUGGGAGCUGUUGCUAAAACAGUACGGACCCAUUGGCGGGUUGGCUUUCAUAAUCAUCGUCUUCAUCUGGUGGAGAUUCUUCUAGGGGUAUGCAUGCAGCGAGUCGGUG
Messenger RNA from Alternaria alternata, 957 nucleotides. Its product is annotated as snare-like protein. The coding region runs from base 286 to 933 and encodes 215 amino acids. NCBI's taxonomy places the organism in Eukaryota, Fungi, Ascomycota, Dothideomycetes, Pleosporales, Pleosporaceae. Gene Ontology annotation, biological process: vesicle fusion with Golgi apparatus; endoplasmic reticulum to Golgi vesicle-mediated transport; retrograde vesicle-mediated transport, Golgi to endoplasmic reticulum. The record is from RefSeq and is a predicted model, not a curated record. Gene Ontology annotation, cellular component: SNARE complex; Golgi membrane; endoplasmic reticulum membrane. The transcript has 4 exons. Gene Ontology annotation, molecular function: SNAP receptor activity.